Molecule: messenger RNA, 2129 nt
Organism: Thamnophis sirtalis
Lineage: Eukaryota; Metazoa; Chordata; Lepidosauria; Squamata; Natricidae
Source: RefSeq, a predicted model, not a curated record
AGUCCUUCAUCCCUGGAAGCAGUUAUUUUCACUUCUGUAUUAUUUAAUCACAGCGCACCUUCGUUGACUCUCCAGUCGAGCGACCUGCCCCGGAGCAUCCGCCAGCCUCUCUUGGGGAGAAGACGACGGGAUCGUCCUCCGAGGCUCCGUUAAGAGAUCGGCGGGAACCUCAGCAGCCAGCCGAAGCUGAGAGGGGACUACGAUGCCCCGGCGCAAGUGGGGCUCUGGCGCCGCGCGUUUCCUUCUGAUGGUUCUUGUCAUCCACAACUUCCAUGCUACCCUAGGCAUUUUACCCUUUUCAUCCAAUGAAAAGCAGGACUGUUUCAAGGGAUAUAAUCAGCAUCCACUCAAUAAUCUUCAUUCUUCAACAUCGGAGAAAUGGUCCCAAAAUUUCUUUCCAAUUGAAGAAGAAAAAGCUGCAUCCACGGAACUGAUUGGAUGGAUCACUUUUGAUGUUCGUAAUAGAACUAAUAAUAAACUGCUAGCAAAGUCCUUGAAUGUCGUCAUUCAGAUUCAGGAUAUAAAUGACAAUGCGCCUCAGUUUUCCCAAAGGGAAUUCAAUAUCGUCAUCAGAGGAAGUUACCAGAAAGGUGAAAACUUUUACAAAAUGACAGCUUUUGACUUAGACCAAAAAGACACUGCAAAUUCCAAAGUGGUAUAUUCUCUGAUUUCGCAGACCCCUCAACUAAAGUUGCCUCUCUUCAUUAUUGAUUCCUUUAGUGGCCACAUGAGCAUUACACAAUGCUUGGAUUAUGAGGCCAAUAGGAAUUUCACAGUUCUGAUCAUGGCUUCAGAUCAUGGAUCCCCACCCAUGUCAUCAACUGCAAGAGUCAAUAUUGCUGUGGAAGAUUCAAACUACAAUUUGCCCGUAUUCACCCAAAAAUAUUAUCAUGCAGAUGUCCCAGAAGGCACAUCCGAAAGCAACAUCCUUCGCCUCAAAGUGGAAGACAAAGAUAGUCCUAAUACACGUGCUUGGAGAGCCAAGUAUUCCAUAAGAACAGGAAACGAAAGAGGAAACUUUGCUGUUUUUACGGAUUCGACAACCAAUGAAGGCGUUUUACGUGUUGCCAAGCCUUUGGUCUAUGGUAGCCUUUCCAUGAGGAGACUUGUCAUUGCUGUGGAGAAUGAAUUGCCCUUCUUUUUAUGCGAAGGAGGCCUUCAGCCACCGUUUUCUGAAGUCUCCGUGAACAUCAAUAUCACCAAUCGAAACUAUGCCCCUCAAUUCAUUCCUCCACUUCUUCAUUUCAAAUAUCAAGAAGGGGUCAGGGCCGGUACUACACUUGUGAAAUAUACAGCUCACGAUUCAGGCACAGCACAAGAUAAAAUCAGAUACAAAAUUGGGUUCGAUCCAAGUGGUUGGUUAACAAUCAGUGAAUAUUACGGAAUUGUGAAAAUAGCAAAAACUCUUGGUAAAGAAUAUCUAUUUAUGAAUAAAACCAUUCUGAUUCACGCCAUUGAUGAUGGCACCCCACCGUUAACUGGCACUGGUACCAUCCAACUUUACAUCAGUCCUUCAAAACCGAUUAGAGUACAAAAUUUGACGAUAUGCGAGGAAAAAGGACUGGGUCCUUUCCAUAUAACAUCUGAAGUUGAAGAGUACAAUUCAGUCCAAUUGGAAGAUGCCUUGGAGGGCACUGAAAAUCUCUGGAGACUGGGAAAGAGCUUUGGUAAAUCGGUUGAACUUUUUAUGCUGAAAAACCUCUCUCCUGGCGAUUACUCGGUGCCUCUCCGUAUACAAGAUUUACAAAGGGUUUUUAGGCAACAGACUCUGAAUGUCCACCUAUGCUCUUGUGCAAAUGGGAUCACAUGUGAUGAGAUCACAAAAACAAUCAUAGGAGAGCCCAUCACUGCAUCAUGGGGACCAGCAAUUGGCAUAUCUGUCUCUAUAUUUCUGUUACUGAUAUGGUGACCCUGGUGUGACAGUGCUGAAAGGUAUGCAACCAAUUGUGGAUCCUCAUGUAGAUUUAUCUAUAAGAUACACAACCGGAAAUUAUAAUCAGGUGUUUCAAAGUAUGAGGGACAACAUUAAGGAAGCGCAACAGAGCCGUGGGUACUGGAUGAGCUUUUGGGAAAAGCACAAGAAAACACCUGAGAACUUUUUGGAAACAGUGGCUGCUACCUUGAAACGA